Molecule: messenger RNA, 3154 nt
Organism: Tilletiaria anomala UBC 951
Lineage: Eukaryota; Fungi; Basidiomycota; Exobasidiomycetes; Georgefischeriales; Tilletiariaceae
Product: cryptochrome
Exons: 4
Coding region: 155-3055 (966 amino acids)
Biological process (GO): photoreactive repair
Molecular function (GO): damaged DNA binding; FAD binding; deoxyribodipyrimidine photo-lyase activity
Source: RefSeq, a predicted model, not a curated record
CGUACAUUCUCCGUGCGCACGACGACAAUCGCGACAGCAUACAAGCGCAAUCGUGGACGCGACCGCGACUGCGAAACGCAAGACCUGCAGAAGCGCCAGGGUCGAGGUUUGACGCGGGAGCGAACGCGAACGGUAGUGCUAGUCCACUUCAGACAUGUCGACGCCAGUAGCCCAGUCCAGCACGGCGCGGCCGACCGUCUCGGCCGCAGGUACAUGGACAGAGGAAGAGGGUGGUAGAUCGAUCCUCAUCUGCUUGCUCCGGCUCGACUUGCGCAUUCACGAUAAUGCGCUGUUCCACUAUGCCCACCGGCCAGCGGCGCCGCCAACACGCGAAACCUGGUUCGCCGAGUUAUGUUCUGCCAGCGGUCAGUCGACCGGCGCCAGCGGCGACUCAGAGGCCUUCUCGCGCUGGGCGGACGAGGCGAGCCUGCACAGCCAGGCGCAGUACUUGCUGCCCGUGUACGUUUUUGACGAGCGCGAGAUUGAGCUCAGCGGCUUUCCCGGCUACAAACGCGAAGGACCCGAGGCGCGCACCAAAGAGUACGGGUUCUGGAAGAUGAGCGGCUUCCGUGCUAGGUUCACGGCUGAAUCGGUAUACGAUCUGCGCUCGCGGCUCGUCGAACGCGGCAGCAAUCUGCUGAUCCGCUUCGGCAAGCCGGAAAAAGUCAUCGCUAACUUGGUCACGGCGCUGCAAGCGCAAGGCGACUUCGUCGAGGGCGUCUGGAUACAAAAGGAGAUCACUCACGCCGAGGUGCAGGUGGAGAACGAGAUCCGCACCGCACUCAACAAGCGCGGCGUGCCCUUGCGCUUCGUGCAUGGCAAGACGCUCAUCCACCCGGUCGACCUUCCGUUCGACGUCAAGGACACGCCUGACGUCUUUACGCCAUUUCGCAAGCGCGUCGAGCAGCUCGGCGCGCGCAUGGCGCGCCCGACCCUCGACUCACCCGCACGCUUCAAGCCCUUCCCGACAGACCUGCCCGAGACGGGCGACUACAAGCUGGACAUCACGUACGAGGUCGACGUCGACGGCCUGCAGAAGCUCAAAACGUUGUCCAAGAAGGCGCCGCAGCAAAACGGCGAUAUCUCCUUCUACGACAUCCUCCGCUACAUCCUCCUCCCGCUCAACGACAGCAACCUCUCGCCGAUACUCGAGGGCCCGAGCAUCCUGCAGAAGCGCCACCCGGCCAGCGCGCUGCCCCUCCGCGGCGGCGAGAGCUCCGCAUUGGAGCGCCUCGAGUGGUACUUUAUUCGCGGCAAGAGUGCCGACAGCAGUCGCUGGGACCGUAACGACCCACCUCCAGUGGCGCGCUACAAGCAGACGCGCAACAACCUCGUCGGACACGCCUACUCGACCAAGAUGAGCCCCUUCCUCUCCUACGGCUCUAUCAGCCCUCGCCAGAUCUGGGAGGCUCUUGACUAUCACGAGCACAAGUUUGGCGAGGACCAGAACACGUAUUGGGUCCGCUUCGAGCUGCUCUGGCGCGACUACUUUUUCUUUGUCGCGGAAAAGUUCGGCGUCCUCCUCUUCCACCUCGGCGGGUUCGAGCUAGUUACCGACCCGGCACAGGCCGAGAAGAAACUCCAGCCCGGCUGGUGGCGUGGCUGGGACCCCAUGCAGGAUGGGCCCGAGCACGACGUCACACGCCUCCUCGACGGCCGCACAGGCAUCCCCUUCCUCGACGCCAACAUCAUCGAGCUCCGCGAGAGCGGCUUCAUGAGCAACCGCGGCAGGCAGAACAUCGCAAGCUUCCUCACAAAGGACCUCGGCUGCGACUGGCGCAUCGGCGCUGAGUUCUUCCAGUCCCACCUCAUCGACUACGACCCCACGUCCAACUACGGCAAUUGGCAAUACGUCUCGGGCGUCGGCAACGACCCACGCGCGUCGCGCCAGUUCAACACCAUCAAACAGGCCAAGGACUACGAUUCGUACGGCGAAUACGUCAUGACCUGGAUCCCGGCGUUGCGCAACAUGCACCCGGCCUACGUCCACACGCCUUGGCUCCUCGACCCUGAGGAGCGCCGCCGCUACGGGCUCAAGACGACCGAGAUGGACGUGACUGCUGUCGGGUACCCCGCAUGCCCCAUGCUCGAGAUCGAGAGCUGGAAGAAGCACUACGAGCGCAAGGAGGGCGUCGGAAGCAAGAUGCGCGGCAACCCGCAGGAGAAGGUCAAGGACGGAAAGUUGCGCAAGGUCAAGCCGCACCAUCACCACCAUCUCCACACACAGCAGCAGCCGGUCCAAGCGCGGGGCCAAGCACUAACACAGAAGCCGACGCGCUCCAGCAGAGGCUUUGCCGCAACUGACGGCAUGUAUGCGCUAGGCAGCAGGGCAUUUGGAAUGCAGCCCCAUUACCGCCAGCAGCAACAGCAGCAACAAAAACAGCAACAGCAGCCAGACAGCGGGAGCAACAGCCAAUCGGACCGUGAAAGUCCAGACAACACGGCCAGCACGGCGUACGACAGUCAGCAGCGGCACAGAGAAGGUUUGCCGCCGCCAACACGAGGCGGCGGCUUCGUCGGAGGCAUCCUGAGAACAGCAGCCACCUCCGUAGUUGGUACCGGCAGCGUGGCUGGCAGCAGCGGAAGCGGCACAGGCGCAGGUGUAGGUGUAGGCGCUUACGAAGGUCGCAGCAGCUCACCGUUCGGCGGCAGGUUAACAAGCGCUGCUGCAGGCCCGCCAAUCGGAGGUGCUCGCCCAUCGCGCGCGUUCGCAAAUGGUGCAGCGUCGAGUCAGCUCCCUGCACCUGGCUCGGCAGGCGCAGCCGCCGCGGGAGCAGGUUUCGGUCUCGGGAGCCUCGGCUCGGUCGCAGGGAGAGCGACCUCGACAGGCUGGCGCGCGCAGGCGCCGAGCGGCAUGAGCAGCAACGGUUCAGCGCAGCUCGGCUCAGGCACCUCGCUCCUUCGGUCGAAUGCGCCUGCCGGCGCCUCCGGCCAUUCGCCAGGGAGCGGCGGUGCCAGUAGUGGUGGUGCUUUUAAUGCAAGUGGCGCGGUCUCCGGCAAUGCCAUUAGCAAGGCCGACUCGGAGACGAGCUGGAGAAAGGCGCCAGGAACUUGAGGAGCCCAAGGCUCCGAGGGCCCAUUGCGCUAGUGGCGCGUUCGAUUCAAGUUCAAGUCGAAUCGAGUCAUGUCAGCAGCCAUUCUCUCUAAUGCUUUU